This is a messenger RNA of Temnothorax curvispinosus, 1675 nucleotides long. RefSeq names its product lipid storage droplets surface-binding protein 1 (gene Lsd-1). The record is from RefSeq and is a predicted model, not a curated record. The transcript is spliced from 8 exons. Gene Ontology annotation, cellular component: lipid droplet; cytosol. NCBI's taxonomy places the organism in Eukaryota, Metazoa, Arthropoda, Insecta, Hymenoptera, Formicidae. Gene Ontology annotation, biological process: positive regulation of triglyceride storage; lipid storage. Bases 180 to 1349 code for a protein of 389 amino acids.
GAUGAGAUACCCAUUUGCAGUCUCCAUCGUGCAGUCAACGGCGCGGUUCUUCGGUCGAAACGCCGAGUUUUCUGUCGUCUCAUCCGGCCGUCGGAUUCGAACGCGAUUGGCCCGGUUACACGGUAUCCCGCAGAGAAUCCGCAGGCAGCUCGCCUUUGCUCUCAGCGACUAUUCCCCAUAUGGCGCGAGCAAAUGUGAGGAGGCGGCACUCGGAUUUGCCGCAUUUUGAAUCUGUGGCUAGGAUUUCGAGUCUUCCCAUCGUGGAAAGCGGUAUACACAUCGCUGGUAAUGUGUAUAGAAAAAUAAAGCGUUCGAAUUCUUUAAUGAACUGGAGUUUGGAUACGGCAGAGCAGUCAUUGGCAAUCGCAACGGCGACGGCAAGACCAGCAAUUUUUGCAUUCAAUGGACCAAUUACGACAAUCGAUCAGCUGCUGUGCAAAGGUAUCGACAUUGUUGAGCAGAGAGUGCCAGCAGUGCAUCUUCCCCCUCAUCUUAUAUAUUUGAACACGCGAGACUAUGUAAAUAAGAAGAUCGUGAAGCCGGUUUUAAUGCGUGCCGGAAGUGUCACGCACAUCGGUAGUCAAGCUGCCGACGUCGCCGCUGAUAGAUUGGAUGGUGCAUUAACGAUUGCAGACAAGUAUGUGGAUCGUUACUUGCCAGCAGAUCCAGCCGACCAAGUAGAUAAUAAAUGCGAAGCCAACCCUACUGAAAAAAUGAGCAAAACGUCACGAACGAUUAAACAUGGUGCAAGGUUCUCGCGGAAACUACAAAAAAGAUUGACACGACGUACUUUGGUCGAGGCGCGCGCACUCAAGGAACAAGGAACGGAGUGCAUUCACGUUCUUCUAUAUGUCGUGGAAUUGAUAGUCACGGACCCAAAAUUGGCGAUGGAAAAGACAAAGGAGCUGUGGGCCACGUUGAGUCUGAAUGAACCCGAAAAUCAGGCGCGUCCAGAUACACUCGAACAGCUUCUCGUGCUUUUGACGCGCGAAUCUGCACGGCGUAUAGUGCACCUGGUGAACGGCGCCGCGGCAUUGGCGGCUAAAACUCCGCGGCGUUUAGGUCAUCUACUUGUCAGGCUUUCUCAUCAAUUACUUGCCAUCGCGGACGCCUCAUUGCAGAUGACACCAUUUAUAGGUAAGAGCAGUGCAACAAAAGAACAAGUGUCUGUCAUACGCUCUGGUAUUGAAAGGUUGAGUUCGACUAUGAAUCUACUAUUGGAAAAAUUCGCUACAUUCUUGGCUGGUCGUCCCAGCUCUCAAAAGGCACCACGCAUGCGAAACCACGAGCAGAACCACAACAACCACAUGUCGGCAACUUCUAAUCCUCCAAUAAAUGGUAUCGAGUAACGAGCGAGUUACUCGCCUGAAAACUGCUACGUGCGGGUUUCUUUCCCCUUCUGGUAUGGUUUUCAAUUACAAGGUCAAAGACACGAGGAUAGAAAUCACGCCGAGUCGCCGCUCAUUGAUUAGCAUAACAUUUCAUCGACCGCGACUACAUCAUUAUUUUUUAUGAAUUUGUAUUCGUGAUACGUAAUACAACAAUACGACAAUACAAUAAUGUAACAAUCGAAUAUAUUUUAUCAGUGGCACAGUGUACCCGUGCCAUACUCAUUUUGUGCUUCUCAAGUUAGUCAUUAAUCUAUUAUAUAGUCUAUUAUAGUCUAUUAUAUAGU